AUGUGGUUCGAGGUGGGGCCUGGCUUGCCCAAGCGCCUGCUGCGUCUGUCCGAGUUUCCCAAUGCCGGCUCGCAUGCCGUAAAGAUCGAGAGCCUUCCGCGACAGGCGUCUCCACGAGUCUGUGACGCCGAUUCGCCCUACCAUGGUCUCUCAGACCCUUGUGUGAACACCGGCAACCUGUAUUUCCUUCUGAGCAGUGGCCCGCCGCCGCGGGCCUUCGCGCGGAUACCUUACAGAUACCCAGCAUGGUCAUUCAAUAACAGCAUUGCGGGCCGGGGGGCCAGCCGCCGCUCGCUGGGUCGGUACUUCACGUCGUCAAGAUCCAACCGAACUCAGGAGAACGGCUACAUUCCGUCAGGCCUGGGGCCUUGGAAGGCUGGUUGGUACGUUCCGCCUCUCAAUCUGCGCAGCCAAGAACCGCCGUUGUCAAUCUCGCCUGUUGGCGACAAGCAUGCACCGACGACAAAGUCGGGCUUGGGACUUAUGCGCCCAAUAACCAAGGUUACCUGUGUGGUGUCGGCAGACGCCCAACCCGAGGUGUCUUCGCGGGACUCCAAAACGCAGCAAGGCGGUAUUCACCAGCCCCCCGCGGCUCAUGUGCAGCAUGCAGAGACAGUGGAGGAACGGAUAGAGGACGAACCGUCGAGAGUCUCGGCUAGUCCUAUCGCGCGCCCGGAGGGGAAAGAGCAGGGACGGCUGGACCUGAUUCGAUCCAAGGUUGCCUUGUGGGACGCUGAAACGCGACAGACGGGCGUUCAGACAUCUAUUCCCGGUGAUGUGCAGCCGCUCAACCCGUGCGACCAGAUCCAUGUCAUGGGAUUGGAUUUGAAAGGGCGAUACAUCGCUCACACUUUGGCCGGCUGCCAGACCAUCCCCCCUGUGCGGUACAUACUGCACAACCGUCAUCUCUACCGGCACUGGUCCAACACCCAGAAGCAGUUGCGCCUGUACCGGGGCGACAAUGUCAUCAUCCAUCGUCGUGUCCGAGCCGAGUGCAGUUCGGCGGGGCAAGAUCAGUCUUCAACCAGAGAUGCGAUCCACAAUCUGAUCGUCACCCUUCCGGCCGGCCAAGUUGUCCAAGCACUCAGCCAUGUUAGGCACCGGCUGGAUCAUCGGUCAACCAUCUGCCUUAUAAACGAUGGACUUGGGGUCGCGGAGGCCGUCAUUGACGCUCACUUUCCGAACAAGCUGAGGCGGCCGACCUUCCUCCUCGGGCAUCUCACGACAAGUUUGGGCCACCAUGACAGGCCGUUCUCCGUCUCAGAAGUCCGGCCUGGGAGGCUCUGCCUAUCGCUGUUUUCGGAACCGGAACAAGUGGGCGCGCGUUUUCGCAUCAAAUACCACCCGCCCUUGGAGCGCACCGAAGUCCCGACGCAACUCUUGCGACUUCUGACGGCGGUCCCGGGACUCCACGCGACCGGCCACUCUAUGACCGACUUCCUCCAUCACAAGCUGCCAAUGGUGGCUUUCCGGACGAUCGCGGACCCACUCGCGGUUCUAUUCGACUGCACAUAUGACUACCUCGUAACCGAUCGGCACACGAAGAAUCUCAUUGACGCCUGUAUCUCGGAGCUCUCCCAGGUGGUAUCGCGUAUGCCAGAGUUAAGGGACUCGCCAAGGUUCCGGCAGUCAGCGGUUCACAGCUGGCUACGAGACGAGGUGUACUACAAGCUGAUGGGGCAGAAGACCGCCGACAGCAGGAUGCGAGCGCAGGUUAGCCGCGGCUGGGAAACGGAUGUUGAUUAUCUGUCGGGCUAUUUCGUCCGACGCGCCCGCGAAUUGCAAGCGAAUGUUUCUACACUCCUCGCGUUCACGGCAGCGGUCAAGGCGAAACGCUCGGUAAUGCUGAAGAAGUUGGCGGCCGAUCUACCCUUCCAAUGAACCACGACGAGCUACCUUAUUCAUAGGUACCUGGUUGACGGCCAGGGUGGCCACUACUACUCGCAAGAAAUGGCAUUGCCGCUGUUGGAAAUGAGAGGGCGUGUACGAAUGUGUACUCAAAUCUGUAUGACCAUGUAGAUAGCAGGCAUAGACAAGAGGAAAUGCGGCGUUGUAAUUGGACUGUCGACUACUACACGAUAGAUACCUCCAUCUAUACACUCUGGGAAACAUCGCACAUGGCAUGAUAUUGCCGGUUGCCUGG
Chaetomium strumarium is the source of this 2143-nucleotide messenger RNA. RefSeq lists its product as uncharacterized. Gene Ontology annotation, cellular component: cytoplasm; mitochondrion. Bases 1 to 1881 code for a protein of 626 amino acids. Gene Ontology annotation, molecular function: NADP binding; 2-dehydropantoate 2-reductase activity. The transcript is spliced from 2 exons. Lineage: Eukaryota; Fungi; Ascomycota; Sordariomycetes; Sordariales; Chaetomiaceae. The record is from RefSeq and is a predicted model, not a curated record.